UGGGCGCGCGCUUCCCGCUCUGUUGCAAGGAUUGAACGGUAACAGUUACGCUGUUAAGAAAUGGACAGUUUACUUUCUCUGAAAGAAUCGAUAAUAAUAUAUUUAGACAGAAGUGGUGGACUCCGUAAACUUAUAGAAGACUGUAACGCAAUUAAAGGUGCACAGCAGAUGCAGGCAGUGUAUCGCUUCAGCUUUGAUGUAAAUCCCUCAGAUGUACUUGAACUGGACGCCACACUGGGAGACUGUAUACUGCACAACCCUCUUAAAGCAACUUCACUCUUUCAAUCAGUUUGUUUUCUGGCCAUAAAAACACUAUCACUUAUUGAUCACAUAGACACAGAAAACCAGGUUAAUGUUGUUUUAAAGCCAACACACUUGCCACCUUUUCCAAAUUACUGUUUGGGUCUCUCUGAGUUUCCCCGUGGGUAUGGUCCAAUGAGACCUUUGGCUUUGGAGGGCCUUGUAAUUGCCAUGACACGUGUCACCAAAUACACACAAGGGGCCAGAUUUCUUUGCUCAGAAGAGAAAUGCCCUUGCUCAAGAGGGUAUCAACACAUUAGAGUUCAUGUACCUGGUGCCACAGAGUCAGCUACGGUAAGAAGUGAUUUUAUUUGCUUUCUCUGCUCCUCACCACUUAAAGAAGAUGUUAAGUCUCGGGCAUUAGGAGAUAAACAGCUUGUUGAGCUCAUUCAUGUAAGAGCAGUGGAUGUUUUGGGAGUCCACGAUGUUGCCUCCUUGAGAUAUCAAUCUGUCACCCUUUUUCUAAGAGAUGAACUAUGUAACUCCAUGAAAAUUGGACAUCUGUACCGAGUUGUGGGGAUUCCAGCUCAUGUGCACCAGUGGCCCAAUAUAACAUGGAGUGUAGAAGCUUGCAGUGUCCAACCAUGGACCCUCAAACGCCCCUGUCUGGUUAGCAACAACUUUCAGAAUCUGCUGGCUGCAUCGGCCUGUUCCCCAUGGAGGUUCGCUGCCAUUGUAGCCAACUCAUUUGGUUCUCCUGUGAUUCCACCUGGAUUGUACAACACAUUGAAACUGGGGUUACUACUCAGCCUGGUGCAAAGUGAAGAUAAUUCAGAUGCUCCCAACCACCUGGAUGUGCUUGCUCUUACUAGCGACACAUUGAUCAUUGAUAGGCUGAUGAGAUACAGCCUCCCCUUAUCUUCACGUGGCAUUCUGCACGCACCUACAGGAGAGCUGUUGGCAUCUCUGUCUAAAGAUGAACAUGGAGCAGAUACUGCCAACAUUCAUGCAGGUUCAGCUCUGCUGGCAACUGGAGGAGUCUGUCUUCUGGGAGACCUGAUGUGCUACAAGAGAGACAAGAUGGAUGUGCUUCAGUCUGCUCUUGAAAGCAGAACUGUGUCUGUUUUCAUUCCUGGGAAAAAGUAUGGUGAUGAUGUAGACCAGCAGAUCUCCUUUCCUAUCCAGUGUAACUUCUGGGCACUAGCUGAUCCUGCCUCCCCCUCCAAGAGAAGAGAUAAAUGCGAUAAUGCGGUGCUGGGUGCUGCGGAAAUGGGCUCAGUUCCCCGUCAGCUCGCAGAGAGAUUCGAUCUCCUAGUGCAGUGUCGAGAAAUGAGCGUAGAUCCUCUGCUCCUGUCCAUGACAGUGCACACCCUACGGCAGGCCAUCUCCCCAGGAGAGCCCCUUUAUCCAGCAUGCAUGCAAUUUACUACACAAGACUACGAUGAGUUCUUGGCUCAAGCAAGAGACUUGAAGGUGGAAAUGAGUCCCGAGGCAGAGAAGAUGAUCCAUGGCUAUUACAUGGCUAGUCGCAGGGUUCGAUCAGACUCAACAACACGCUCCUCUGUUUCAGUCACUUCUAUAAAACUGCUGAUUUCUCUGGCUCAAGCCCAUGCUAAACUCAGCCUGAGAACACGAGUUUUAGAGGAAGAUGCAGUCAUCGCGGUACUGCUGUGUGAAGGUUCAGUCACCCUAAAACAUGGGGCCUCUACGCUUGCUUUUCCACCCGAAGCAGUGUUUCCUUGUGCUCUCCAUGACCUGGAUUCCCUGCACUGCCGGGAUGUUGCCUUGGAAGAUUUACGCAAACAGAUCUUGCAUUUUGUGCACACCUAUGCAACCUACAUUGUGGAGGAAUAGGAUCAAGGUACUACAUUCUUAUUUUGAUUUGUACACUGCCAGUCAUUUUAGUGUCAACUAUGUACUGCAUUGACUUUCAUUUCAAGUGUGGUAACAGGAUGAAAAGGUCUUUCAAGUGAUCGGUAAUCCACAGAUCCAUCCAAUUGCACUGCUGCAUCACAACCUAAACAAACAGAAGUUCAAUUUUAUUACAUGAAAUAUGCAUUUAAGCUUUGUACCAUUUAAAAUAAAAAAAUGCUCAGAUUCACAGA
Messenger RNA from Misgurnus anguillicaudatus (oriental weatherfish), 2345 nucleotides. It is a transcript of the gene mcmdc2, whose product is annotated as minichromosome maintenance domain containing 2. The record is from RefSeq and is a predicted model, not a curated record. Lineage: Eukaryota; Metazoa; Chordata; Actinopteri; Cypriniformes; Cobitidae. Gene Ontology annotation, cellular component: nucleus. Gene Ontology annotation, molecular function: single-stranded DNA helicase activity; ATP binding; DNA binding. Gene Ontology annotation, biological process: double-strand break repair via break-induced replication.